AUUGGCCCUUUGUUUAUAUUUGAUUUUUAUCGGAGUUUACUCGGAAACGAUCUUGUUACGAUGAUGUAACGAUUAUAUAAUCAUUAUAAUUUCAGGGAAAUAAUAUAAAAAAAAAAUUUAAAAAAAUACUUUGAACUAAUUUUACUGACUACAGAAAAUUGAAAGUAUUCACAAAAUUCAAAGUAUUCAAAACUGAAAAUCUAAAGCGGACCGGAUCAAGCAAGCUUUCAAGCCCCUUCUUUGUUUUUUAUCCAAUGGCAGGGUGUUCAAAUGCAGGUUACCGUCUCAUAAACCGAACUAAUGCACUGUUGUUGCCAAACAGCUAUCGACAUGCAGCUCAUGUCAUGUUGCAUAGUCCUUGCCAAGAUGGUAGAAAACUGUUUGGCCACUAUCAUCCUCGUCAUGCUGUCCUACUACAAUUAAGAUUUGAUGGAACUAUUGGUUUUCCGGGUGGCUUUAUAGAAGCUGAAGAAUCAAUAGAAACUGGUUUACGACGAGAAAUAGUUGAAGAAUUAGGCGCAGCCGCUGGGGCAAUAGAUUUAACGGAAAAAGAUCAUGUAGUUUCACAUAUAUGUCCUAACAAACCUGUUUGUUUGCACUUUUACUGCAAGAAAAUUGAGCUAGGUUAUUUACAGAAUAUUGAGAAAGAAGUUCAUGACUCACCACAGUAUGGACUAGAGACCCUUGGCGUUAUUCGAUGUCCUCUAUACACGAUGAAUGAUGAACGAGGAGGUUUGCCAUCAUUUUUGAGAAAUAAUUUCAUUGGCAAUGCCAGAGAACAGCUGCUUCAUGGUCUGAAUCACGAAGGACUUAUGUCGGAAGAGGAAAUCAAUAUCGCAGUAAAACUAAGUAGUAAAUUGGAAGGAUUUGAGUAAACGCAACCCAAGGCUCCGUUUUCAUUAUUUCAACAAUCUUUAAUAUCAGGAGAAGCAAAGAGAGAUGCUUUUUCUGCAUCUAGAAAAAGACUUCGGAGAUAAAUGGCCAGGCUUAUCGCCACAAUUAUAUUGAUGUAAACAGAAACGGUCAUAACCCAAUAUCUCUUUCAGGUGAUACAAAAAGUAAAAUCAUCGCCCAUGUGCCGCGCUACGACUUUUUUCCUUUAAUACAAGGUAGCCUAUAUAAAAACGUUAGUUUAGAUAUGACGUAAUUGUGCAAAUUUGUACAUAUCUAUACUACUAUUGUGCUUGCGACGUGAAGAUAUUUAUUAUAAAUGAAUGUAAGUCUCUAUAAACCAACAUAA
Messenger RNA from Dendronephthya gigantea, 1240 nucleotides. Its product is annotated as U8 snoRNA-decapping enzyme-like. Gene Ontology annotation, molecular function: phosphodiesterase decapping endonuclease activity; snoRNA binding. The record is from RefSeq and is a predicted model, not a curated record. The transcript is spliced from 3 exons. The coding region runs from base 255 to 875 and encodes 206 amino acids. Gene Ontology annotation, biological process: mRNA catabolic process; sno(s)RNA catabolic process. Lineage: Eukaryota; Metazoa; Cnidaria; Anthozoa; Malacalcyonacea; Nephtheidae. Gene Ontology annotation, cellular component: nucleus.